UACCUUGGUUCCUAUGAUUUGGGGUUUGGGUUGGAGGAGGAUCAUAGUUCCUACUGAGUGAGACUUACCUGCUCCUCUAGCAUCUGUUCUUUCCUGUUCUCCUCAUGGUGCGACUGUGCUUCCCUGGAGGCUCCUGGAUGGCAGCUCUGACAGUGGUACUGAUGGUGCUGAGCCCUCCCCUGGCUUUGGCCAAGGACACGCAACCGCGUUUCUUGGAGCAGGCUAAGUUUGAGUGUCAUUUCCACAACGGGACCGAAAGGGUGCGGCUCCUGGUCAGAUGGAUCUCUAACCGGGAGGAGAACGUGCGCUUCGACAGCGACGUGGGGGAGUUCCGGCCGGUGACGGAGCUGGGGCGGCCGGACGCCGAGUACUGGAACAGCCAGAAGGACUACCUGGAGCAGACGCGGGCCGCGGUGGACACUGUGUGCAGACACAACUACGAGAUCUUAGACCGCUUCCUGGUGCCGCGGCGAGUUGAGCCUACGGUGACCGUGUAUCCUGCAAAGACUCAGCCCCUGCAGCACCACAACCUCCUGGUCUGCGCUGUGCAUGGUUUCUACCCAGGCAAGAUUGAAGUCAAGUGGUUCCGAAAUGGCCAGGAAGAGGAGGCUGGUGUGGUCUCCACAGGCCUGAUUCAGAAUGGAGACUGGACCUUCCAGACCCUGGUGAUGCUUGAAACAGUUCCUCAGAGUGGAGAGGUUUACACCUGCCGAGUGGAGCAUCGGAGCCUGAUGAACCCUGUCACGGUGGAAUGGAGAGCACAGUCUGAAUCUGCACAGAGCAAGAUGCUGAGUGGAGUUGGGGGCUUUGUUCUGGGUCUGCUCUUCCUUGGGGCGGGGCUGUUCAUCUACUUCAGGAACCAGAAAGGACACUCUGGACUUCAGCCAACAGGACUCCUGAGCUGAAGUGAAGAUGGUGACGCUCCGGGAGGAAACUUCUGUCCCAGCUUCGCAGCAUGCAAAGGUUUCCUGCUUGGCUCCUGUUCUUCCUCACAGAGAGCACUUUCUCAGGACUUUGUGUGCUCCUGUUCAGAGACCCUGCAGACCAGUGUCCUUCCUGAUGACUUCUCAGCCAUGCCAUUGGCCUGGAAGUCCCAGUAUUGGCUUAGCACUUUAUCUCCAGUCUUCCCUGUCCCCUUUGUACCCAGCCCUAUUGCCUCCCAUGCAGCUGCAGUCACCUUGUGCCGAAUUACUUCA
Messenger RNA from Nycticebus coucang (slow loris), 1196 nucleotides. Its product is annotated as H-2 class II histocompatibility antigen, E-S beta chain-like. Gene Ontology annotation, biological process: peptide antigen assembly with MHC class II protein complex; immune response; positive regulation of T cell activation. Gene Ontology annotation, cellular component: late endosome membrane; MHC class II protein complex; lysosomal membrane. The record is from RefSeq and is a predicted model, not a curated record. The transcript has 6 exons. Gene Ontology annotation, molecular function: MHC class II protein complex binding. The coding region runs from base 105 to 905 and encodes 266 amino acids. Lineage: Eukaryota; Metazoa; Chordata; Mammalia; Primates; Lorisidae.